Phaeoacremonium minimum UCRPA7 is the source of this 1242-nucleotide messenger RNA. Its product is annotated as putative pectinesterase family protein. The record is from RefSeq and is a predicted model, not a curated record. Gene Ontology annotation, biological process: cell wall modification. Gene Ontology annotation, molecular function: pectinesterase activity. Lineage: Eukaryota; Fungi; Ascomycota; Sordariomycetes; Togniniales; Togniniaceae. The coding region runs from base 1 to 1242 and encodes 413 amino acids. The transcript has 2 exons.
AUGUUGAGCCUCAUUUCCUUCGGUCUCUUGGCUACGACUCUGCUAUCGAGGGCAGCGGUAGCAGAUGACCACACGAAAGCAUCUCAUCCCGCGCGGACAUUUGCUGCUUGUCAGAAAAAGACAUGCAAUCCGCUGCAAGGCUGUCCCGAAGGAACCAUCUUCGUCAGUGCGACUCAUCCCAAAGCGAACUUUACCAAGGUUCAGGACGCCAUCGCAUCACUACCAAACAAUACAACGCCGUACUACAUUCUCAUCGGUUCAGGGAAUUACACCGAGCAGUUGAAUGUAACGAGACAAGGACCGCUGUAUCUCCUCGGCCAGUCGAACAGGCCUUGGCAGGACAAGAUCCUAGCUGACAUCAAUGUCAACACCACCGCUUCGAAUGAUGUCCAGAUCUGGUGGAACGACGCCAAUGUCGGCGGAAAUCUCUACACAGAUAACGUUUACACCGGCGUCCUGACAAUCGGUCCCACACUGAACGCCACUUUGACCGGAUCGGGACCGACUGGUUUUCCGGUACCAGUAGACACGCCGUUCGGUUGCUCCGAUUUCAGGGCGUAUAACAUCGAUUUCCGCAAUGAGUAUGCACCAUAUUCCGAUGGACCUGCUCAUGCCCUUGGUGUCAGCCGGGCAAACGCUGGCUUCUAUUCAUGUGGCUUCUACAGCUGGCAAGAUACGAUAUACAUUGGAAAGUUAGGCAAUGCUUACUUCUACGAUACCAUCACCGCUGGGCAAACUGACUUCCUCUACGGCUUCGGAACGCUGUACAUCGAGAAGUCCACGCUUUCGCUGCGCACCUGUGGAGGCGGCAUCACCGCAUGGAAAGGCACCAACACAACCUUUGAGAACAAAUACGGCGUCUACAUUGAUGCCACACAAGUCAUCGCGUACAACUACACAACGGCUCUAGCCAACGUGGGCAAGUGCGCAUUAGGCCGCCCCUGGAACGCGCAACAGCGCUCGAUCUUCAUGGACAGCUACUUCGAUACCACCAUUAAGCCCGCAGGUUACAUCAUAUGGAGCGCGACUGACCCUCGCGUGAACAACUACACAUUCAUGGCAACAUGGGAUGACUAUGGACCGGGCUACAAUAAGACGGCAGAGCGGUUGAGCAAUGUCACCUUGGUGCUCAAUGAUGCACAGGUCGCCCCAUAUAGAUGGCCGGUGGAUGUCUUUCAGACAGAAAAUGGCACCCCAGGGAACGUUGGCUGGAUUGACCAGAGUGUCCUUGUUGGACCAUGA